AUGCAAGCACAAGCUACCUUUACCGGUGGUAAGCCGAGUUCAGUCGAUGAGACAGGAUUAUGCCUGCUGUCACUAGAUGGUGGUGGUGUCCGAGGGCUGUCGACACUCUUCGUACUCAAGAGCAUAAUGGAUGAAGUGAACGAAAUCCGCGAACCUGGCUCUCCGCGCCUAAAACCUUGUGAUUUGUUUGAUCUCAUUGGUGGUACAAGCACAGGCGGUAUCAUUGCUAUCAUGCUAGGCCGGCUCGAGAUGGACGUCGAUGAGUGCAUUAAAGCAUAUGUGAAACUCAUGGAACGUGUUUUCAAAGACAAGCUGCGCAUGGUGCCCUUGGGUUGGAAGCUAGAAAUCAAGUCAAAAUUCAACCAGAACGAGUUGAAGGCAGCAAUUCUGGAUGUCCUUACCGAACACGACGUUGAUGAAAAUACACUAUUCAAUGACGGGAAAGAUCGCAAAUGCAGAGUCUUUGUCUGUGCCGCUGCUAAAGCGACCACCGGAAUUACUCGUCUACGGAGUUAUAAACUCCGCGGGGUUGCAAACAUUGACGCGACUAUCUGCGAGGCAGCUCUUGCUACUUCAGCCGCUACGAGCUUUUUCGAUACUGUAUCGAUUGGACUUCGCAGGUUUGUUGAUGGCGCGUUGGGUGCAAACAACCCGGUGGAUCAGGUGGAAGCGGAGGCUUCCACAAUUUGGUGCCCAAAGUCGCAGUUGCAGCCCCAUGUAAAGUGUUUUCUUUCAAUCGGAACUGGGAAGCCUAGUACCCAAGGGAUCGAUGACAGUGCACUCAAAAUUCACACGACGCUCGCCAAUAUUGCCACGGAGACAGAGAGCACCGAGCGAAAUUUCAUCGAGAGGUGGGCUGGGCAUUUCAGUGAAAAUCGUUACUUCCGCUUCAAUGUGGAACAGGGAUUACAAAAUGUUGGCUUGGAGGAGUAUAAUCAGCAAGAGCUGAUUCAGACCGCCACAUAUGAUUAUAUUGAGCACAUAGACUGCAAGUUCCGCAGGGAGAAAUGUGUUGAGAAUCUCAUUUUGAAAAAAUUUAAAACACCUAUUGAUUUCGCCACAACUCAGACUAAAUAUCUUAGACACAUUGCCGGGCGAAUCCCUUUCCGCGGAAACAUUCCUUUUCAUCCUAACGAAAGAUUCAUCAAACGUGAGAACGAGCUCAGCGAAUUAGAAAAACUGCUCUUUUCCACAAAAUCGGUCUCUAGGAUCGCAAUCUAUGGUCUCGGCGGCGUCGGCAAAACGCAGAUUGCACUCGAUAUAGCCCAUCAAACGCAAGCGAAGGGUAGAGGAAACCCAGAGUGUGAAGAAUACGCUGUGCUUUGGAUACAAGCGAUGAAUUUUGAGAGCGUUCAAAAGUCUUACACGGAGAUAGCUGGAGGACUAAAGCUGCCGGGGGCCGACGACCAGAAUGCUGAUGUCAAAACGCUGGUGAAAAACUACUUGAACAAAACGACCGGGAAGUGGCUACUCAUCUUUGACAAUGCCGACGAUUACGAUAUGUGGUUUGGCGAAUCCUCAGAAGACGCCAAGUCAGGCCGCUUAAGUGAAUUUCUUCCACAGAGCGAAAAUGGAAGGAUACUGUUCACAACACGUCUCAAGAAGAUCGCCUCUAGACUUGCGAGAAAGGCUAUUAAAGUUGAAGAACUCAGCGAGAAGAAAGCAAAGGAACUGCUUUCCCAGCAUUUGGAUAAUUCAACUCUUUUGCAGGACGACAAUGAGGUUCUACAACUCCUCGGCAAGCUUGCGUUUCUUCCUUUGGCGGUUGUACAGGCUGCUUCUUUCAUAAACGAGAAUUCGAUAACUCGUCUUUCGGAUUACAAAAAACUUUUGGAUCGGCCAGAGCAAGAAGUCAUCGAUCUCCUAAGUGAAGAUUUUGAGACCGACGGGCGAUACAAUGGUGUGAAGAACCCCGUGAUUACAACAUGGCUCGUAUCAUUCGAGCAUAUCCGCAAGGAGCCUCUGGCAGCCAGUUAUUUAUAUUUCAUCGCCUGCAUUGAGCCAAAAGACAUCCCUGAAUCUCUUCUGCCGCCAGCAAGAUCCCCUAUGGAGAAAGCUAAAGCCAUCGGGACAUUGAAAGCAUAUUCGUUUGUGAAUCAGAAUGAAACAAAUAAUUCUCUCAGCUUCCAUCGACUUGUUCAUCUCGCUACACGAAACUGGCUGCGAACACAAAAGCCCCCAUUCAAGCUAUCUCUCAAAAGUUCGUUUUUGUCGGCACUGGAAAGAAUGAGUGGUGACUUUCCAGUCGGCGAGCAUAAGGAUCAGCAGAAAUGGCGGGCAUAUAUGCCACAUGCUCUGAGUCUUCUCCGAGCCGACGAAACACAAGGUAUGCCUCAGCGGUACCAGUUGGUUUACUCGGUCGGAAUAUGCCUCUAUAGAGAUGGCCGGAUCAGAGAAGCCGUUUGCUUUCUUGAAGAAGCUGCUUGGUGGACGAGAAAUGAGGAUCAAAAGAGUCACAGUCGACUAGCCUCUGAGCAUGUACUUGCGAUAGUCUAUCACGCAGAUGGGCAGAUCAAGCUAGCUCUGAAGCGAAUUGAACAUGUGGUUGCAGUCCGAGAGAAAGUAUUGACCGAAGACCACCCUGAUCGACUAGCCUCUGAGCAUGUACUUGCGAUAGUCUAUCACGCAGAUGGGCAGCUUGAAGCAGCAGUGAAACUUCUAGAGCAUGUAGUUGCAGUCAAAGAGAAAGCGCUCACUGAAGACCACCCCUCUCGAAUGGAGUCUCAACACGCACUUAUGAGGUUGUACCAAUGUAUCAAGAAAAUAAAUGCCCGUGAGUCGUGA
Messenger RNA from Talaromyces amestolkiae, 2784 nucleotides. RefSeq lists its product as uncharacterized. Gene Ontology annotation, biological process: lipid metabolic process. The coding region runs from base 1 to 2784 and encodes 927 amino acids. The transcript is spliced from 6 exons. NCBI's taxonomy places the organism in Eukaryota, Fungi, Ascomycota, Eurotiomycetes, Eurotiales, Trichocomaceae. The record is from RefSeq and is a predicted model, not a curated record. Gene Ontology annotation, molecular function: ADP binding; protein binding.